AUCAGGUCACCGGACGCCUGAGCUUCGAAUCACCUGUCUGUCCUCAUAUCAUCAACUGUUCUUCAGCUACUUUCCAACUUCUCUUCCUUCCUUCCUCGUUUCUCCCACCACCACCACCACAAAUAUCUCAACUUCAUCUUCUUCCUCAUUCACCUCCACCAUCACCAACCAUAGCUAAAAAAAUGAUGUGAUAUACUUGCUAAGAUACUCCAUAGUUGACAAAAGGCUGUGGAGGCUUCUAGUAUGUUAAAUAUGUCGCACGAAUAUGAUGAUGAAGAUGGGCCAGUAACUUUUAAAAGGAGCUCAGUGUCUAAGAGUACACAAUUGCAUUCAGAAAUGAGGAAGUCAACUUCUCAUAGUCAUGAUGGACGGUCGUAUAGAAAGACCUCUGAUGUGCCUUCUUCAAAUGGCCAAAGUUCUAGUUCACACAAUGGUAAGGUUGUCCUAUCCGCCAAGGCAACUGCCGUGGAAUCUUCUGUGGCCGGUAUAUCAAAAGCAUCAACACCACAUCUCAAAACUUAUAUAAAGUCCCCUUCAGCAAAUUCAAAAUUUCCAUCAUUAGGAAAUAAAAAAGAGUCUCUUUUAGAAAAGAAAAUUCCCGUUCAUGUUAAGGAGGAAAAUAACUCUACAAAACACGUUAAGAACAGUUGUGAUGAUUCUGAGGAUGAGGAGGAUAACAUACCAUUGAGUGCUAGGAUGAAGAUGAACAAUGACAAUGCUAAGAAAGCAACUCCUAUUGUUCUCAAGAAAUCUUAUAAAGACUCUGAUGAUGAUGAUGAUACUCCCUUGUCAGCAAAGUUUUCACAGAAUACUAAUUUGGGAAAAUCUAGUUGUAACUAUGAUGGCUCUGAUAAGAAGAAACCAAUUUCAAAUGUCCAGAAAGGACAGCAAUAUGGUUCCAAUGCUAGUAUUAAACAGGAAAGGCCAUCUACAGUGUCUAUUAAGAGACCACUAGAUAAUAAGAUUGAUUCCUUGCAUUCUUCAGGUAAGAAGUCAAAACUCUCUGAUCCAACUUCAUCAGUUAUUGCUAAACAAAUAUCGGCGAAAUCUGAGCCGAAGAUUGAGGAUGAUGAUGACGACGACGACGACGUUCCUCUUUCCCAAAGAAUGAAGAAGUUGCCUGUAUUAGCGGAUAAACCAUCUUCCAUGAAGAAGAUGACAAAUGUGACUAAAGUCAAUGUGACUAAAAUCAAUAAGGGUGCUACUCCAUCUUUCAAGAAAAAGGCCAAGUUCAAAAAAUCAGGCAAUAAGUCAGAACAAUUCAAAUCUACUAAAGCUCUUCCGAGCUCUGGUGACGGUCAAACAAAGUGGACUACUUUGGUUCACAACGGUAUCAUCUUCCCACCUCCUUACAAGUCUCAUGGGGUAAAGAUUCUCUAUAAGGGGAAACCAGUGACUUUGACCCCUGAACAAGAAGAGGUUGCCACAAUGUUUGCAGUCAUGCGGGACACAGAUUAUAUGCAAAAAGAAAAAUUCAAGGAGAAUUUUUGGAAUGACUGGCGUAAGUUGCUAGGAAAAAAUCACGUGAUUCAGAAUUUAAAAGAUUGUGAUUUUACACCGAUUUACGAUUGGUACCAAAUUGAAAAGGAGAAGAAGAAACAAAUGAGUUCACAAGAGAAGAAGGCCCUAAGGGAGGAGAAAAUGAAACAAGAGGAGAAAUACAUGUGGGCUAUUGUUGAUGGUGUUAAAGAGAAGGUUGGCAAUUUUAGAGUUGAACCUCCAGGGUUGUUCCGAGGACGUGGAGAGCAUCCCAAGAUGGGCAAAGUGAAAAGACGCAUCCGUCCAAAUGAUGUCAUAAUUAAUAUUGGAAAGGAUGCACCAAUUCCUGAAUGUCCUAUUCCUGGUGAAAGCUGGAAGGAGAUAAGACAUGAUGAUACUGUUACUUGGUUAGCCUACUGGCUUGACCCAAUCAAUCCAAAGUUAUUCAAAUACGUGUUUCUGGCAGCUAGUAGUUCCUGGAAGGGGCAAAGCGACAAGGAAAAGUAUGAGAAAGCAAGGAUGUUGAAGAAUUAUAUAGGGAACAUCAGAGCUGCAUAUACGAAAGAUUUUACAAGCAAAGAUAUUACUAAGCAGCAAAUAGCAGUUGCUACUUAUUUUAUCGACAAACUAGCUUUGAGGGCUGGCAAUGAGAAGGAUGACGAAGAAGCUGAUACAGUUGGUUGUUGCACGUUAAAAGUAGAAAAUGUGACUGCAGAAGCCCACAACAAAUUGAAGUUUGACUUCCUUGGUAAAGAUUCAAUCAAGUAUGAAAAUACAGUUGAGGUGGAGCCUCCUGUUUAUAAUGCCAUUUUGAAGUUCCAAAAAGAUAAAAGCCCUGGUGAUGAUCUUUUUGACAAGCUGGAUACAAGUAUAUUAAAUGCUCAUCUGAAAGAACUCAUGCCCAACCUCACAGCAAAAGUCUUCCGUACAUUCAAUGCAUCGUUCACUUUGGAUGAUAUGUUGAAUAAAGAAACUAAAGAUGGAGAUGUCGCAGAAAAAGUUGUUGUCUAUCAGCAUGCAAAUAAACAGGUUGCAAUAAUUUGUAAUCAUCAACGUAGUGUUUCAAAAUCUCACAGUGCACAAAUGUCAAAGUUGACUGAAAAGAUCGAUGAACUUCAGGCUGUUAUGAAGGAGCUGAAAACAGAUUUGGAUAGAGCAAGGAAAGGAAAGCCGCCUCUAAAGAGUUCGAAUGGAAAGAGCAAACAUAACUUGAAUCCUGAAGCGUUAGAGAAAAAGAUAGCUCAAACCAACGCAAAAAUUGAAAAAAUGGAGCGUGAUAUGAAGACAAAAGAAGAUUUAAAAACUGUGGCACUUGGCACCUCCAAGAUAAACUACCUAGACCCGAGGAUAACAGUUGCCUGGUGCAAGCGGCACGAGGUUCCUAUUGAAAAGAUUUUCAGUAAAACACUACUGGAAAAAUUUGCUUGGGCAAUGGAUGUAGAUCCUGACUUCAGAUUCUGAGAUCUAUAAGAUGGAGGCAUACACAAAUACAAUUAUGUGGGGGAAAAACAUUUUUUUUACUCUUUCCUUUUACAUGAAAUAUUUUUUAUUUCUUUCUUGUAUUAUUAAGUCCUGCGGAAAUUUAUGUUGCAAAUUAUUCAUCUAAUCUAAUUUGGGGUGAGUUGUCCCUGUCCCCUUUCUUCAUGGACUGUAAACCAUUCAUAUUUAUUGUCAAAUGUUAAAUGUGGAAAUGAAGCAAAGUUUUGUAGUUUCUUUC
Cicer arietinum (chickpea) is the source of this 3196-nucleotide messenger RNA. The record is from RefSeq and is a predicted model, not a curated record. NCBI's taxonomy places the organism in Eukaryota, Viridiplantae, Streptophyta, Magnoliopsida, Fabales, Fabaceae.